UAUAAUUCAUUUAUGGUUCAAUUUGCAAUCAUGGUUUUCAUUACGAGCGUUCUUGCCGUGCCUCUGUGCAUGCUGCUUCCGAAAAGCCUCAGAUAUUACGCUAUGCCGUCGGUGUUUCUUAGCACUUUCUUACCAGUGUUACAAGACGUGUACUUGAGUAUAUUCAUUUGGUCUAUCAACGCCGGGUAUCAAACUCUGGAGGAACAAGUUCGAUCGCAGACUUUGUGGUCUCAGGACUACGUUACAGAACUUGCGACUCAUUGGAUUAGUCUGAAGAAACUUCUAUUCUUUCACAACUCGAUUUUCCGAAGAACCACGUUCGUGCGCUUGAUUCUCUUCACAGCGCAAAUGAUGUCUUACUUGGUCACAAUCACCACCUACCAGCAGAGUAGCGAGUGCCUUCCGCUUUUCGUCUGCACGCUCAUCUUCAUGAUCGAACUCUUGCACAUGGGCUUAGCGUUCGCGCUAUCAGAGAUCUUACAUAGUCCUAUGUUGACGGAUGACGUACGAGAGCCGCUACAGGUUUUGCUGACGAGAGUGGAGGCGCAGCCUGCUGAGGUUGAGGUCUGGGGUAUGAAGAGGUUGGGCAGCAGCUCCAUGACCCGACAACUGAACAUCGUCAUCUCGGUCUUCGUGCUGAUGCUGCAGCUCCAACCGCAGUAUUCAAUCCAGGAUUUUGUUUGGCCCGAGGGACUAAGCUACUUUGAUCGCUGUUAUUCGCCUUCGAGUUCGGGCUAAGUCUCCAAAUACCACUGAUUUAUAUGUUUAUUCCUAUGACGACCAUAUUUACAUGUAUAAUA
Molecule: messenger RNA, 800 nt
Organism: Hyalella azteca
Lineage: Eukaryota; Metazoa; Arthropoda; Malacostraca; Amphipoda; Hyalellidae
Exons: 4
Coding region: 13-738 (241 amino acids)
Source: RefSeq, a predicted model, not a curated record